Mobula hypostoma (lesser devil ray) is the source of this 5903-nucleotide messenger RNA. Its product is annotated as protein kinase C-binding protein NELL1-like. Gene Ontology annotation, molecular function: heparin binding; calcium ion binding; protein kinase C binding. Gene Ontology annotation, biological process: positive regulation of ossification; regulation of osteoblast differentiation. Gene Ontology annotation, cellular component: cytoplasm. The record is from RefSeq and is a predicted model, not a curated record. The coding region runs from base 528 to 2726 and encodes 732 amino acids. Lineage: Eukaryota; Metazoa; Chordata; Chondrichthyes; Myliobatiformes; Myliobatidae. The transcript is spliced from 20 exons.
UAUGGCGAAGCAACGUUGCAAGGCGAAAUGACCAAAGUCCAUUGUAUGCAGCGAUGCACCACCCCCGCGCGUUCGGCCCCACUCUGAACGUGUCACGGACGCCCGCGAGGGUCGGCAUCUGCCUUUUGUUUUGACAAUGCCAGCGCGUGAGUCAAACUUCGGCAACCCCCCAUUUCUCCGUCGAGGGUGGACUGGUCCUGGGAGAAACGUCCAAGGCUGGCGGAGCGCACAGUUCGCGGCAGUCUGAGCCCGAUUGGCAAGUUUGUGCGCGGUAUUCAGCAAAGUAGAGGGGGUCGCGUCGUGGCAGCAAUUUAUUGUUCAAGCAAAAAAAAAAGCAACAUGUUGCAAAUGGAUAUAAUUCCAGUGAUUUUGGCUUUCAUACUCUCCGCAAAACCAGUCUUAGGGUUUGGAAUGGACCCUGACUUGCAAAUUGAUGUCACUACAGAAAUGGAUCUUAAUAAUACAACGGCGGGAGUUGCUCAGAUGUGGACAGACAUAUAGAGGCGCCUCCACACACGACGGAGAAAAUGAUUCAACUGCUUAGAAAUAAAAGCGAGUUCACAGUUGUAGCAACAAUCCAGCAAAAGGUUUUAACCUCUGGGGUCAUCUUGUCUAUCCAUGAAUCUGAUCUCAGGUAUUUUGAAUUGGAGAGCAGCGGUCAAAGGGAUGAGAUAAGAUAUCAUUACUGUUUCAAUGGUAAACCUCGCACAGAAGUAUUCCCAUAUCGACUGGCUGAUGGACAGUGGCACCGAAUUGCACUCUCAAUUAGUGCUUCUCAUCUCUUACUCCAUGUGGAUUGCAAUAGGAUUUAUGAGCGUGUCAUAGAUCCCCCCCAGACCACAUUCAGCCCAGGAAUCAGUGUUUGGCUUGGUCAACGGAACAGCAGACAUGGGCUAUUUAAGGGCAUUCUGCAGGAUGUCAAAAUCAUCUUGAUGCCUAAUGGAUAUAUAACACAGUGCCCAAAUCUCAAUCGCACAUGUCCAACAUGCAGCGACUUCCUUAACCUGGUGCAAGGCAUUAUGGAUCUGCAGGAACUGCUUGCGAAAAUGACAACCAAAUUGAACUAUGCUGAGGCCCGACUGAAUGAGCUGGAGAGCUGCUACUGUGAGAAGACCUGUCGGGUGAACAGAGAGGUGCACCGCAGCAUGGAAUCCUGGGUUGAGAAAUGCAAAAACUGCACCUGCAAGAAUGGAGCCAUUGAGUGCAGGCGAGUAUCAUGCCCUCCUCUAAACUGCCCUGCAGAUUUUCGGCCAGUAUAUAGACCGGGCAAAUGCUGCAAAGAAUGUCGACCUAUGUGUCUCUAUGGGGGUCAGAAGCUUGCCGAAGGUCAAAGAGCUUUGAAAUCCAAGUGCCGUGAAUGCAGAAAUCGAACCAUGGUCAUUGUUCAUGAGACAUGCCCCCCUCUGGAUUGCCCACUGAAUGAACGCAUACAGCCAGAAAACAGAUGCUGUAAUGUAUGCCAUGGCCAUGAUUUCUGUGCGGAAGGACAUGAAUGUGGUGAAAACUCAAAAUGCUGGAAUCUGAACACGAAAGCGGUCUGCAUGUGCAAAAGUGGUUUUGCACCCAUACAGGGCGACACUGCGAAUUGUGAAGAUAAAGAUGAGUGUGCGAAUGGCACACACUACUGCCAUGCAAACACUGUGUGUGUGAAUGUGCCUGGAUCGUAUCACUGUGACUGUCUCCCAGGAUACACCAGAGUUGAUGACUACUCCUGUACAAAGCACGAUGAAUGUGGAAGUGGGCGCCACAACUGUGACGAGACAGCAAUUUGCACUAACACUGUGGGAGGCCAUCUGUGUACCUGCAAACCUGGCUAUGUGGGCAAUGGGACCAUCUGCCGAGCAUUAUGUAAAGAAGGAUGCAGGAAUGGUGGAAGCUGUGUUGCUCCAGAAGUGUGUGCCUGCCCUCCUGGGUUCACAGGAAGAAGCUGUGAGAUAGAUAUUGAUGAGUGUGCUGAAGGCAUCAUACAGUGUCACAGACAUGCUCGUUGUGUCAACCUACCGGGGUGGUACCACUGUGAAUGCAGGACAGGUUACCAUGACAAUGGCAACUAUUCAUUCACCGGUGAGACUUGCGUUGAUAUUGAUGAAUGUGCCGCAGGAAUUCACAGCUGCUGGAACGACUCAGUCUGUGUAAACCUGGAAGGAGGAUUUGACUGUCGAUGCCCUUUUGGUGAACAUUGCACGGGCGAUUGUUCUCAUGACGACGACUUGAAGCGCAAUGGACAAAUCUGGACCUUGAGGAAUGAUCGAUGUUCUGUCUGUUCCUGUCAGGAUGGCAGGAUUUUCUGCAGAAGGACUGUCUGUGACUGUCGUAAUCCAAAUGUGGACCUUUUCUGCUGCUCGGAAUGUGAUACCAGGGUGACCAGCCAGUGUUUACAUCAGAAUGGACAUCUGGUUUACCGCAGUGGUGACAUCUGGACUUACAGCUGCCAGCAAUGCCGAUGUCUGCAAGGAGAAGUGGACUGCUGGCCUUUAACCUGCCCAGCUCUCAGCUGUGAGUAUACGACCAUUCCAGAUGGGGAGUGCUGCCCUCGCUGCGUGAGUGACCCCUGCUUAGCUGACAACAUGGUCUAUGAUAUCCGGCAGACAUGUAUAGACAACCAAGGAAUAACGCAACUAAGUGGCUCGAUAUGGACCGUGGCUGGAUCCCCCUGCACAACUUGCAAGUGCAAGAAUGGAAAUACUUGCUGCUCAGUCAAUGUGGCGUGUCUCUACAAUAACUGAAUCUCAUUUCCUGGACUGGUCUUCUUUCUGUGCGUACAGCACAGGUAACCGUGAAAACAUACCGCAGAAAGGCCCUCGCAUUGUAGAAGCAAAAGCUGUCAAACUGAACAAGAUCUCCAGGAAUUUGCGUGUCGUGGAACAAUCCUGCACUUCUAUGGCUCUCCAGUUAAAUAUGUUUCACUUUCAACUCAAGGUUGGGACCCAUUAACAUGCUGUUAGAAAAUAACACUUCUAUAUUUUUUACAGAAUUUUGGUGGCUAUGUGUGAAAAACUGGAUUGCUAUAUCUGACCUUAUAGAUAAUAUCUGUCCAGAGUUGUUGUCCUGUUUCUUUGUAAAUCAAUUAUCUGAAAUACUGUGUAAUAACUGUUUGAGCACUGAAUGUCUUCUGCUGUUUUUAAAAUUCAUGCAUUUCUGUCAAACAAUCCAACAAAUUAAAUACCAUUGAAAUCGAGUGCUGAACAUAAUGAAGAAAUAGAGUAAGAAAAUUGAAAAAUGUGUAGUUUUCUUUUUUGGAAGAAGAAUCUAAACCGGUUUUGGUGAAACAAUCCUCAAUUUAGUUAGACUGGGAUUUGAAGUAGACUGUUCUUUAGGGAUAAAGUAACUUCCAUUUCAUUACCGAAUGAAUGAUAUACACUCAGUGGCACAUUGUUAGUUACACCUGCUUGUUAAUGCAAAUAUUUAAUCAACCAAUCAUUGAGUAGCAACUCAAUGCAUAAAUGCAUGCGGUUAUAGGCAAGAGGUUCAAUUGUUGUUCAGACCAAACAUCAAAGUGAGGAAGAAAUGUGAUCUAUCUGACUUUGACCAUGGAAUGGUUGUGUUGAUGUCAGACAGGAUGGUUUGAGUAUCUGAGAAACUACUGAUAUCCUCAUAUUUUCAUGCAGAACAGUCUCUAGAAUUUACAGAGAAGAGUGCAAAAUAAAAACAAACAAAAAAUAAUCCAGUGAGUAGUUGUUUUGUGGGCAAAACUGUCUUGUUAAUGAGAGAGGUCAGAGGUGAAAGUCCAGACUGGUUCAAGCUGACAGGAAGACAGCAGUACUUCAAAUAGCCUUGCAUUAGAACAGUGGUGUGCAGAAGAGCAUCUUCAAAUGCAUAACGUGUCAAACCUUGAAGUGGAUGGGCAAUAGCAACAGAAGACCACACCUGUACCUAAUAAAGUAGCCACUGAAUGUACAUCCUUUUUCCAAGGAACAACAAAUCUAAAAUGGCAGUGUAAUUCUUUCCAACGAUUUAGUAAUCAAAGCUAAUAUGAGCAUUGAAAGAGGCUGAAAUUUUUAUCUUCUUGAAAAUCAGAAUUAAUCAAAUAGCAAUUAGCUUUUGUUUUUGGAAUUUUAAGCACUUUUCUUUCUUUCUCUGCUGCGUUGAGUUUUCAUAGCAACUAAUUGAGGGAUCUUUUUAAGAUAACACAUGUGUAGUUGAUUGUAUUGUUUGAUUAUGUCACUCUUAUUGACCUGCUGCAUUAAUCCCAGCAACCACAACAUUCCAGCAGUAGAAAGACCCACAAGUGUUCUGCAAUGGGGUUAUGGGCACUUUGGAGAACCUCUGGAAACGUCAAGGCCAUUGUAUUUCGAACAUUUGCACUGCCUGUGUGAAUCCAAACUGGAAGUGAUUUAUUCCCAGGAUAUUUCCUGUAAUUAUGAAGCAGUACCAAUAAACAAUGCUAAAAUUAACUCUAAUUACUGGUAAUUUCAUAAAUGUACUGGCAUCAGUUAUGACUCUGAUUCAUUUAUCAGAUCAGAUCAAUGUACUGCUUCAGAUACGUCUUGGCGUUGUCUUUAACUCGGUGCUUUACUUUGUAAGAAUGAACAAGUAACCUAGUGUGAUGCUGUAAUUCUGUGCUGAUAGAAUUAAGGGUGCUGUCUUUUGAAUGCAGCACUACAUUUGACGUAAAAGAUGCCUCAAUUAAUUGUGGAAGUCCAGCAGGGUGUGGCCAAUACAUAUCUCUCAGUCAAUACCUUGAGCAGAUAACGUAGUCAGUGUUAUUUACAGGACAUCACUGUGAAAGCAUGCUGUAGUUUUUGUUAAAAACAAUGAUUACAUUCCAAAUAUAUCUUAUUGACUCUAAACAUUUUUGCAAGACUUGAUAUCAUGAAAGUGUUAAAUAAAUGUAUAUUCUUUCAUUAUGGUUCAUCUUUCUAAUAAAAGUAGCCAAUGAUGGAAGAACCUCAUCAAGGAUUGUGUAAAUCAGAGACAAAUGCAUCAGUCUCCAGAAAGACAAAAUAAAAAUUUCAUGGCAUAUGUCAGUGAUAUUAAACCUGAUACUUAUUCUAUUUCCGAGAAUUUAGUUAUAAUUUGUGGUUUUGUUUCUGCAAAGUUAUAACUCAUUUUUUAGGAAGAAGUUGGACAGAAGAUUUUCAGAGCAGAACAAAGGAAGAGAGGCUUCACUUUCAUGGAGAAACUGGAAAAACUAACUGAUCCUGUUACCACAGUUUAUGAGCCUGGUCCAGUUAAGAUCGUGGCCAAGGUAGUCCCCUGAAUGUUGAUUGUGGGACUCAGUAUUUCCAAUGCCAUUGAAUGUCAAAGAUAAGUAGUCAGACUUCUGAGAUUGCUUGGAUUUCUUGUGGCAUAUUUGUGCCGAUGCUUGAAUGUUGCCAGUGAUUUGCUGCAUGAAGGUAUAGGCUUCAUUAUUGUUGAAGAAAUGCUAUUUUUUAUUUAUUUAUCGAGAUACAGCACGGAAUAGGCCCUUCUGGUCCUCUGAGCCAUGCCGCCCAGCAAUCCCAUGAUUUAAUCUGUGCCUAAUCACAGGACAAUUUUAAAAUGACCAAAUAACCUAACAACCGUACGUCUUUGGACUGUGGGAGGAAACCAGAGCACCCAGAGUAAAGCCACUCAGUCACAGAAGAAUGCACAAACACUUUACAGGCAGCGCCAAGUGUUCGGCCUGAGAGUCCAGUUCGUAUUUGAAAGCCUAAGAUCUCGGGACUCUGGAGACGGGCGGAUCGAGGGUCGGAGUCACGGCAAGGGACUCGUAUGUCGUCGGGGAGCCUGGAAAAUCUUCCGCUAUGGGCCCGAAGACCCGAGAUCUUUGCGAUCCUCAGGCACAGAGCUCAUAAAAAAGCGACAAAAUUGACUUUUUAACAUCGUAAACCAGCGGGUUGUUGUUAUGUCUCCCACUCACUGUGAAAAUGGGGGACACCUCCCUCUCCUUUACUAGGGAGAGGGAGAACCUGUGGUUUGUC